Molecule: messenger RNA, 8926 nt
Organism: Anopheles stephensi (Asian malaria mosquito)
Lineage: Eukaryota; Metazoa; Arthropoda; Insecta; Diptera; Culicidae
Gene: anne
Product: probable cation-transporting ATPase 13A5
Exons: 3
Coding region: 2096-6310 (1404 amino acids)
Biological process (GO): polyamine transmembrane transport; intracellular calcium ion homeostasis
Cellular component (GO): membrane
Molecular function (GO): ATP binding; P-type ion transporter activity; ATPase-coupled monoatomic cation transmembrane transporter activity
Source: RefSeq, a predicted model, not a curated record
AAGUUCUUGCCAGGCUGGUGCGGAGAGAAAAAGUGCACGAAAAUAAGAUCAUUUUCGGUCAGGAAACAGGCUGCGGUGAAAAAGUCUGUCACAAGUUUUGCAGCAUCGCGUUCUCGUACGUUUCGCUGACGGUGGUGUGCCUCGUGGGGCUUUAGUGCAAUUUCGGGCUCGCGGGUGCCUGCGUGUGUGUGUGUUUGCUGUGGUUAACACCGUACCGUAAAAGUUAAGGCAGGGGCAGAUUGUCAACCAGUGUGUGCGAAAUUCAUGUCACAGCGAACCGGAAGUACCGUGUGUGUGUGUGAGAGUAGGUUGCCAAGUGCUAGCGCGUUUUUUCAUGUGUGACUAAGUGAGGUUUUCUCGUUUGCCGAUAAUCCCGAAGGUCAGUCCUCCGUGUGGUUCGCCGUAGCAGUGACUAAGAGGAGCGCCAGUCGGUGUAAUCGCUUCCCGCAUCCGGAUCAUUGCUCCGGCUGCUAUGUCCGGUUCCGUCCCUUGCCAAUCGGUGCCAGUAGGGAGCGCGAAGCGAAAGCGGUGAAAGGAAACUAAGCAACGCCGAAAAAGGAGAAAAUUCGUGCCUCGUCUGGUUGGUGCGUAGGUCCGGCCGAUCGCUAGCCGUCGGAGGAUGUAGCUGAUGUAGUUCGCAACACAAUUUAGCAUCUUUAUUUGCGACGUGUCACACAAAACGACCAUACUGCAUGCCGCAGUCCCUUGGCGUCAUACAAAAUACCUGCCUUCCCGUGUACGGUUUUUGUGUGACUGACAAGAGUUGAUACAAGCGGCAGAAUUCAUCAAAGAAAGCUGACAUUUUCGACCUCCCAAAACCACACGUACAUCCCUCCUCACACAACCAUAGCUCUGCAUGCUCGCCGGUACAAGGCUGCCUACUGGGCUUUAAAGAGAAAUUGCAUCGUCGUCGAUUGAUUUUGCUCCAACAUCAGUUACCAAACAACAACGCUCUCGAAGGAUAUUCCGUGGCUUCCCACAUAUCAAAACACACACAGACACAUACACAAACAUACAGCAACGCGGACGAGAAGCAUCGAGGAGGCGGCGCGUGAGCACACGUUUUUAUCGAUCCGUACGGAAAAUCAGGAAGUGCCAUCAGCUAGCCAGCCAGCCAGCCAGCCACCCAACUGCCCGUCGAGCUCAUUCCUGCUUCCCUAACGCUCUGGUCGGCUGCACGGGACGGACUGCAAAAAAACAGGGAAACCCUCCAAGACAAAAAGGGUACAAACCAGCCAACCGUCUCAUGCGAGCGUAAGUCAGUUCAAUGUUCGAGAUCAUCGUGCCAGCGUCAGUCUAACGCGAGCCGCCAAUUCUGUCCUCCUAAAAGGAAGUACAACACUCGCUUCAAGUGCAACAUCUAAAUCUAGAAAAAAAGUAUUGGAAGCAGCUAUCGAUUUACCCGCCAAAGCGUGUCUGUCGUCGUCCCGUCGUCGUCGUCAUCGCAACGGUCUGAGUGGCUUCGUGGGACCAUGUGCGCGAUCUGUACUGCCGUGCCGGAGAGUGACAUCUUUGUGCUGAGAUAGCAUAGAUACGCGUCCCUCGUAUUCAUCAUCAUUGUCGCGCAGCUGAUAAGCGCCGACCAGCAGCAGCCGCCGCCUCCGCCGUUCCUAUCCCGUCCUUCUGCGUGCGCCCGCAGCUUAUCGUCAUCAUCAUCAGCGCAAAACGAUCAUUGCUACCAACACCGCCAACCGAUAUAGCAUAAUAAGAGUGCGGCGUACGCCCAGCACCACCGACACCAGCACACCAGCGCGGGUCCACCUUCUGAAGAAACGAUUGUUGUGUUGUGUGCCAGCAACCUCCCACCCCCCAUUUCGCGCCCGCGAGCGCAUCAAGUUGCUCACGCACACCAACGCGGGGCACCAGGAACACCACCACCACCAUCAUUACCAUUGCCACGGUGAUUGCGGUGGUGGUCGUUGUAGAAGCGCGUCGCUGUGCCGCGGCAGCCACCGAUUGCGUGCCGGCAGUCGUUGAAGGCAUCGUUGGCGGCGUGCUUGCACUGACCGAGCACCGGCACCGUGCCUCAGUCGUCAGUCUGAUUGCGCGCCGGAGUGUCACGCGGGUGAAACCUCCCUGACCGGGUGUAAGCUACAUGAUGCCGCUGACGGAAGGAUCGGCCCCGGCCGAUCGGUGCUCGGCUUCGGGUUCGGCAGCAGGAUCGACGUUCGAUGUCCAGCUGGACACGGCGCUUACCGACGAUCGCCAUCAUCCCGGUGAUGAUCCUGCUGCCGCGCGUAUCGAAGCAGACGAGACCGAUCGGGCGGCGGUACCGACGUGUGUUGUUGCGAAUAAUGUACCGGAAGCCGAAGAAGAUGACGGACCGGCGGCAGUACAGAUCAAGAAAGCGCGUAAGUUCAUGCUUUUCCAAGCACCGAACCACCAGCACCACCACCAUCACCGGGCACACCGGUACGAUAUCGAGCAAGAAAAGUCGCAUCCUGACGCUGUGUCUACUUUAGCGGAGCUGUUGCAGGAGUCCGGUCUGCAGGCGUCCGUGCACGACAUCCUGAACGAUGGCGAGGAGGACCAGAUGUUUAUCACCGGGUACGAGCGAUGCCUGCGCAAAACGUUCCUGUGCUACGUGGGGUUCCUGCUCACGUUCGGCAUCCUGCGGCUGGUGAUGCACUGGCGGCGCCAUUGGUUGCUGCUAGCGACGCACCGGGAAUGUUCGCUCGAGCGGGCGGACAAGGUGCUGAUCCACGAAGCGUACCAGCGGAAGCACGAUCUGUACUACGUGAAGGACGUCAUAACGCUCAGCGGUGAUGUUAUCAGCGAAAUUCUGGACGAAAAGAAGAAACCGACCACCUCCAACGCACGCAACGUGAUCAAGGAACUGACGCAGAAUGGAGUUGCCGACUAUGUCGGAUUCUUUCGCUCGCUCGACCCCUUCCAGGUGGCGUACCAUCGAAGCGGUGGACGGUUCGAACAUGCGAGCACUAUGCGCUACUUUUGCUGCAAAAAGCUCCGGUAUAUCUGGUGUGACCUGAGCAAGCGGUUCAUCAAGCUGCAAGGUCUGGACGUGGAGGUGCCGAGCGUGCUCAUCCACCACACGAAAGGGCUUUCGAAGUACGAGCAAAGCAUCCGGCGGCUAAUCUACGGAAGUAACGAAAUCUUCAUCCCGCUGCGCAGCGUCCUCACGCUGCUGUUUCUCGAGGUGCUCAAUCCGUUCUACGUGUUUCAGAUCUUCUCGGUGGUACUGUGGUUCUUCUACGAGUACUACUACUACGCGGUGGUUAUUAUACUGAUGAGCGGCUUCGGCAUUACCGUGUCGAUCAUACAGACGCAGCGCAAUCAGCGCGCACUGUACUCGACGGUCAAGAGCACGGAUACGGCCAUGGUGGUGCGCGACACGAUGGAGUCGGAAACGAUCGAAACGCGCUUUUUGGUGCCGGGCGAUGUGCUGGAAAUUCCGGCCACCGGUUGCACGAUGCAGUGCGAUGCGGUGCUGCUGUCCGGCAAUUGCAUUCUCGACGAAUCGAUGCUCACCGGGGAGAGUGUGCCCGUGACGAAGACACCGUUGCCGCUGAAGCGUGAUUUGAUCUACAAUCGGAAGGAGCACGCGCGCCACACACUGUUCUGCGGGACACGGGUCAUCCAGACGCGUUACAUUGGCAGCGAGAAGGUGCUGGUGAAGGUGCUGAACACGGGCAACAUCACGGCAAAGGGUGGAUUGAUCCGGUCGAUUCUUUAUCCACCGCCGGUCGACUACAAGUUCGAGAAGGAUUCGUACAAGUUCAUUACCGUGCUCGGUGUGGUGGCGUUCUGUGGCUUUGUGUACACGCUGUACACGAAGAUCAGCCGCAGCAUCGGAGCGGUUAAGAUUAUUGUGGAAUCGUUGGAUCUGAUCACGAUCGCUGUUCCGCCGGCACUGCCGGCGGCGAUGACCGUUGGACGCAUGUACGCGCAGAAGCGUUUGAAGCGGAGCAACAUCUACUGCAUCUCGCCGCGCGCUAUCAACGUGUCCGGCAGCAUCGAUUGCGUGUGCUUCGACAAGACGGGAACGCUGACGGAGGACGGGCUCGAUAUGUGGGGUGUGCUGCCGAAGGAUUCGACCAACAGCUUUCAGAUACCGCUCAAGGACAUUGCCCGGUUGCCGAUGAGCGACCAUCUGCUGUUCGGCAUGGUGACGUGCCAUUCGAUUACGUUCGUAAACGGGGAGAUGCGGGGCGAUCCGCUCGAUUUGAAAAUAUUCGAAUCGACGGGCUGGAUUCUGGAGGAGGCGAAUGUGUCGGACGAGACCAAGUACGACAUGCUGUUCCCGACGAUUGUGAAGCCACCGCGCGGUGAUUCGCGCGAUGAGCUAAACCUCGAGCUGGACGUGGCGUACGACAACUCCAACGAUAUCGGUAUUGUGCGCGAGUUUUCCUUCACGAGCGCACUGCAACGGAUGUCGGUGGUCACGCGCAAGGUGUCCGACAAUCACUUCAACGUGUACGUGAAAGGAUCGCCCGAGAUGAUUAGCUCGCUCUGUCGGCCAGAGAGCAUCCCGGAAGAUUUCCAAUCGAAGCUCGGUUUCUACGCGCAGCAGGGCUACCGGAUCAUUGCGAUCGCGUACAAGCAGCUGGACAAGAAGCUAAACUACCCGAAGGUACAGAAAAUUGCGCGCGAAAAGGUUGAGUGCGAGCUAGAAUUUCUCGGCUUCGUAAUUUUGGAGAACCGACUCAAGGCGGACACGGAAGAGGUGAUCGAAAGUCUGAACGCAGCCAACAUACGGUCGGUAAUGGUGACCGGUGAUAAUCUGCUCACGGCGGCCAGCGUCGCGCACGACUGUGGGAUGAUCCUGCCGGGGCAGAACCUCGUCACGGUGACAGCCCACGCGGACAAGGCGAACCCGGAUCGGUACUUUCUAUCGUACGAUAUUACCGGCCAGCCACAGCUUACCCAGUCCGAUAUCAUUAACGACAACGACCAGAUGCCGGCGGAUGGUAAACCGGACGGUCCGGUCAUGCACCACCGGGUGAAGGAAAACGGCAACUACGCCCUCAUGACGGAAUCGAACAGUAUCAGCAGUUCGAUCGACACCUGCACCAUCUCGACCCAGCUCAGCACCAACUUCGACCAGAAGGAUCACCAUUCGCACCGGAUCAUGAUCGAACCACCGGACCAGCACGACGGUAUUAAGGUGGUCAAUGGUGGUGGAACGCUCGGUGGAAAAGGAACGGCCGGCUCCAGCUCGUUCCGGUUCGCGCUUACCGGCAAAACGUGGGCAAUCAUUAACGAACACUUCCCGGAGCUGGUGCCGACGAUAACUUCGUUCGGAACGGUGUUUGCCCGCAUGUCCCCGGACCAGAAGCAGCACCUGAUAACGGGGUUGCAAAACAUUGGCUACUACGUAGCGAUGUGUGGUGAUGGGGCGAACGAUUGCGGUGCGUUGAAGGCGGCCCAUACGGGGAUAUCACUGUCGGAAGCGGAAUCAUCCGUUGCUUCGCCUUUCACGUCGAAAAAUCCAACCAUUGCGUGCGUGCCGAACGUGAUCAAGGAGGGCCGUGCUGCGUUGGUCACCUCGUUCGGAAUCUUCAAGUUUAUGGCGGCAUACUCGCUCGUGCAGUUCGCCUCGGUUGUGAUCCUUUACUCGAUCGAUUCGAACCUCACCGAUUGGCAGUACCUGUACAUCGAUCUGUUCAUCAUCUCGAUCGUGGCAUUCUUCUUCGGCAAAACCUCCUCCUACGAUGGGCCGCUGGUGAAGCAAACACCGUCGAACUCGCUAAUAUCGCUUGCGCCGCUGCUUUCGCUCGCACUGCACAUGAUCGUGGCGAUCGGCAUACAGCUGGCCGGUUGGUAUCAUGUGCAGGCUCAGCCGUGGUUCGAACCGUUCAACUACACCUCCGACCGGGAGCUGAACGAUCACGGCUGCUUCGAAAACUACACCAUCUUUGCGAUCUCCUGCUAUCAGUAUCUUAUACUGGCGAUCGUCUUCUCCAAGGGUGCACCGUACCGGAAGUCGAUCUUCUCGAACUAUGGCUUCAUCAUUAGCAUUGUGGUGAAUGCGGCCAUUGCGGUUGUGCUGACCGUAUAUCCGCCCGCGUGGAUUGCGGAACAGUUCGAGCUUGUGAUGCCACCGGAGGGCGAGUUACGGUUCCGGCUGUACCUGGUAGCGUACGGGUUGAUCAAUUUCCUGCUGUCGCUGUUCAUCGAGCACGUGAUUGUGGACGAGAUUGCCUUCAAACGGUUGCGCUACCGGUGGCACAAUGUGGCGAAAUCGCGCCGCAAGUACUUACAGAUACAGCAAAGCUUCCAGCGCGAUAUCCACUCGCCGAGCGACUUUAAAACCGUGUUCGGAUGGUCGAGCGAAAAGUACGAUUACUGACGCCACCUUUCUGCUGACAGUGUCGCGUCGUCGGCACUCGAAAUGGCGGCGCGGCUGCUGUGGCUGGGUGUGGUGGUUGCGGUCGUAUGCCACUGGAAGGCGGUGGGCUACUACAACAGGGAAGCGAAGGUGCGGUAGCACCACCGGAUACCACGGCCCAACAUUGCACGGCCCGGUGUGUAGCUAGGAGCUGCUUGACCGAACCCUAUGCCUGCAAAGAGUUGAACGAACCUGCUAAAUUGUUGAUAUACCGUUUGUGUGAUAUUGUGCAUUGCUUUUACGUGUGGUUGUAUCAUCCCCACGGUUGAUGUUGGAAAUGAGAUGGAAUGCUGCUGCUACUCCAGGGCAAUACAUCCCCGCGUUACGAUAUUGAAAGACAAUAAUGUGAAUGUGAGCGUGUACCAUUAACCACCACCACCGGCGAAGGGAAGGAUCGAUCCAUCUUUGAUGAUACGUCUUGAGACGAAGUCCGAGAAAAGGAUAUGUCUCGCACCGACACCGACACACACAAACACUUAUACAUUUAUUUGUUUUGUGAAGCACACAUUCGUUCGGGGGGUUAUUCCCCGAGGCCAAGGCCUUCGUUGUGCGGACAGGAAGCUGUGUAGAUAUAUAUAUAUUAUACAAAGUCAAAAAACAAGCGCGUAUUGAUCAACAACAACAUACACAUACAUAUACAUAUAUAUAUCAGCAUCAUUCGAGAGUGUUUGCGGCGGUAUAGAGGGACAAAGAUGGUCGGCUAGCAAUUUGUAAUACGUUUUACAAAAGAAAAAAUAGCGAGCACAUGGGAUUACGUAGGUAGGUAGGGGACGGAACGAUUUAGUUGCGAGAGUCCGCGUUUUCCUCCGUCUGUAUUUUGUAGUAGUUGUGUUGUGGACGGAAAAUGCACACGCGCGGGGGUUUUUUUUUUUGUAGUAGUAGUUGCGGGUUGGAACAGUAGAAAAUGGCAGAAAUAUUUCCUGUCCUGUCCAAAAUAGCUAGCUGGAAGGCGGCAGGAAGCUCUCACGCCUAAAACUAGAUAGAAGGACGAUCAUACUCUUUCCCCUUUUCUAAUCUAGUGAUGUGUCUGCUUGUUUCGCAAGCUGGAAAAUAGCGCACACACUCGCACACCUUAAUUUGAAAUUUGUAAAGAAAAAGCUGCGUGAUUGUUGCGGCGCUUGCUUGUGUGCGCAAAAUUCUUUAGUGCGUAGUGGGAUUCAUUUUCACAACAGGGACAAAGAAAACCUCUAUUCGUUAGAUUUACUGCGCUAAAACAUAUUCUAAAACGUUCUAUCGUUAAUACCUAUUUACUAAACACAACACAAGGAGAGGCGAACACACAGGUUCCGGUUGCUGAUUUUCUGUGGCACACAAACACCAUCACUAACUACUACCUACCACUACUACUACUGAUAUUCUCACAAAUCUUGUGCAAUGAUAACGAUCGAUGGGUGAGGUCUCGCGCGAAGCGUAGGGCGAUAUGCUGACAGAUUAAUAAAAGCGCAAACUCAACGAUAACUCAAAGAGCAGGACGUUUAGGAAUCCGUUGUGGUCGGUCUUAAAGAUCGUGCCAAGAAAAUACCAAAUGAAUGUUACAAGGAAAGGGUUUGAAGGGCGCAAGAAACAAAAAAACAAGGAAAAGAAGGUUAAUCUACUUACGGUGAAAGGACGGUUGUCCUGUGGGAUGUGUAGAUCGUUAAGGAAAGGAUGUUAACAUAAGCACUUACGGCCUGGUAGAAACACAGGGAUGAUCGGACGGGAUGUGUGGCAUCGCAAGACGGACCACAACCACAGCAUCAUGCUACUGCAAGGUAGACGAUGAAAAGCAGUUGCAUUGCCACUUCUAUUUAAACACAAAAUGCUAGUUUUAGCUGGCCCUGCUUGGCACCUUUCUUACUGUAUUUCUUUACUUAAAUACACCUCAAAGAGCCAGGGCGGCGAACGGAAGGGAGAAAGGGAGUGAAAGGGAUUUUAGUUGAAAAAGUAUGUUAAACUCAUAAACUAUAUUUAAACAGAACCGCCCCGUGUGCAGCACAUAUGAGACCUAAGUAUUGGAGGAGUGCUACACACAAAACUAAAACGAGUAGAACCUAGUUAAAUUAAUUUGACAACCGCUUCUACCAAGCGUAUGGAGCGAUGAAGGAGAAAAAACACGAAAAGUUGUACCAUGUAGCAUGAAUUCGGUUCAAAAUCGUUUCAUCAAUGGUGUACACGAUAAAACCGAGCUAGAGAGAGAGAUACGCAUUUUGAUUGUGAAAAAGUUUUUUAAAAAACUUUUCAAACCCUACGAAUGCCGCUGCGCCUGCAUGUGUGUAUGACAUACGUGCAAACGAUUGUUAAAGAAAAAGCGAGAAACAGUUUAGUUUUUAGAGGAAACCGCGGCGGCGUGUACUCUUUGUGACGGUGCUAUAAACGAUGCCGAAGGAAGGUAGCCUGCGAUAGCGAGACGAAAAAGGAAGGACACAAACACAACCACACGCACACAUGCACACACGCAAAUGGUGGGAAGGAUUUGGUGUGAGCGUGUAUGUGUGUGUGUGGGUGUCCUGUGGGUGUGUGUAAAUAUAUGCAAACAAAACAUGUAGCCGGGGUUGAAUUUAAUGAAAUAAAUCGAUUCUACAAUGUGUAACUAUGAAA